GCACAGGUAACCGGUGGCGACGAGGCCUACAAACGUUCCGCGUCCGUCCGGUGUCGUUCGUGAAUUCCCUACCGGCCCGUCGGUCAGUACGUGCCGUGAACUUAAACCGUUCGUGUCGACCCGCAGAGAAGUCCGUCCGCAACAGUGAGCACACGCACGCACACACCGUGAGUACCUACCACGCGUUACCUGUGGCAUAAGGGUUCCGUGGGACAAUCUUAAGGGUAUUCCGCGAGGCGUUUACGAAUAUUGAGAACGAACCGUUUUUUUUUUUUGCAUUAACCAAAGCACGUCAAGAGAUGUGGCUGAAGCUGGUAGUGGUGUUCGCUGCGGUCCAGCUGAAUCCCGCGCAAUCCAACUUUGGCCAGACGAGGACUUCGUUCAGCAACGAGCUGCGUACCGGUUUCGCCAGACUUUUUCGCAACGGCGUGGAACAACCACUUCAGCCGUCGCCGUUCGUCCUGCUGAACCCCACGGAUUUCCAAACGGUCGACGGCCCGCUCGUCCAGCGCCCGGCCCCGUUCAGCCCACUGGCCGCCACGGGAUAUUCGUCUUCGCGACCCAGGUUCCCGUUCCCUCCGAGAGGUGGUAGACGACAAAAUGACGUGUUAGUGGUGGUGGUCAAGACGAAAUCGAAUUGCACCACCCCGGGAAAAGGCGGUGGUGGCGACGGUGGCGGCGACGAUGACGACGACGAUGACGACGACGACGAAGGCCAAGUCCCGCUGAACCCGGACGACGACGUGGAAGAAGUGAGCAUUGUUGCCGGCGGCGUGGAAAAGGGCAAGGAACCGUCGCGCUGCGUGUGGGCGAUAUUGUCUUGCUGCGCCCCGUCCAACACGCCCAUCCGAUACACGUGCUUCGACGUGCUAGGCUGCAGCACCGCGUUCUGGGACACCAAUCCUUGCGUGCCGGCCAUCCUGAAGGCCGCGCUGGACCAGGCCACCCAGUUCUACGGGCCAACCACGGCCACCAAUCGCACGGAGACGCCGACCACGAUGCCACCAUCGCCACCACCCACGUCCCCGACACCGGCCGGCUCCGAACGCGUAGCCGUAGAUUUGAAAUCGUUCAUCGAGUCCACCAUCACCACCACCAGCACCGCGGCCACUGACACCACGGUAGCCGACGCGACGCAGGCCGCUUAGGCUCGACCGUUGUCCCGUGGUUGCCGUUUCGUUCUGCGGGGACGUGCGCCCGAACGGAUUCCGAUUCCGUAUUGGCCGCACGAAAGUCGACCAGGGACUCGCGUACGUCCAACGUAGAAAAAAAAAACAAUUUUUUUAUUUAUAAUAGCAUUUCGAAUUAGGAGUAAUUUUUUAUAUGCCGUUUUUUAUUUUUGUCGUAUAAAGUAAGAGGUUUACGAGUUGGUGGGUGGAAACGUAUCAAGGAGGUGUCCACCCCUGGACGUGCAUCACCGCAGUCAUGUGUAAAUGAUCGUUUUUUUUUUUUUUUUCACGAUUAUUCAGAUAGUUUGCUGUUUUUGGACGCACGGGUGUACAGUUGCAGUAGAUUUAAUAUUAUAUAAGUUGCACAUAAUUGUAUAGGUAUUGUUAAUUGCGGAUAAUCACGACUACACUGGAAAUAAUUACUUUCGACUGCACCGCGAGACUACAAAAAUGUUGUACGGUUUUUUUUCUUACGAAACGGCCAUUAACGUUUGGCCCGCACGCGCGCCCAGCUGACUUCGUAUACGUCUAUUGUAAUAUUUAGAAAAUAUAAAGGUACGUUUUAGUUA
Molecule: messenger RNA, 1738 nt
Organism: Sipha flava (yellow sugarcane aphid)
Lineage: Eukaryota; Metazoa; Arthropoda; Insecta; Hemiptera; Aphididae
Exons: 4
Coding region: 300-1148 (282 amino acids)
Source: RefSeq, a predicted model, not a curated record